This is a messenger RNA of Punica granatum (pomegranate), 911 nucleotides long. The record is from RefSeq and is a predicted model, not a curated record. NCBI's taxonomy places the organism in Eukaryota, Viridiplantae, Streptophyta, Magnoliopsida, Myrtales, Lythraceae.
UCCUCGGGAAUGUGUUUAGGAUGGGCAAGUGGCUGCUGAGGAAGUACGGGUACAUAAAGGAGGAGGAGCAGCAGCAGCAGCCUUCUGAUGAGGUCUAUUUGGAGGAUGAAGAGAAUGAUGAUCUGUGAAAUAUCAGUCCACGGUAAUCAGAAAUACACACAUUGGUUGCUAGGACAACAUGGACUUCAGGAACUUUGGAGAGUUCGGGCUGAUGGGUUCGCCGAUCUUCUCGAUCAUCGAGGACAUGCUCGACUUCCCUGAGGAUCAGCAGCAGCAGCAGCCUGAGUCGAGGACAAGGAGCAACAACCCUUCCCGGGCUUAUGUUCGUGAUGCCAAGGCAAUGGCGGCAACCCCAGCGGACGUGAUAGAGUACCCUGACUCAUACGUGUUCAUAGUGGACAUGCCAGGGAUCAAUCCUGGGGAAAUCAAGGUCCAGGUCGAGAACGAGAAUGUGCUCGUGGUGAGCAGUGAGAGGAGGCACGAGAGGGAGAAGGACAAGGACGAGAGUAAGGUGGAUGGGUUGAAGUACGUGAGGAUGGAGAGGCGGGUGGGGAAGUUCAUGAGGAAGUUUGUGCUGCCCGAGAAUGCGAACGUAGAUGCCAUAUCAGCGAUGUGCCAGGACGGUGUGCUCAGGGUCACGGUCCAGAAGGUCAAGCCUCCCCAGCCCAAGGCCAAGACCAUUGAGGUCAAGGUUGGUUAAAAGGAAUGUAACAGAGAUGGGAUGUUUGUGUGUUUCAUAUAAUGUUUGUUGUGAGGUCAGCACCAUGAGCUUCUGCCCUUUCUCUGAUUUGCUUUUCCUGGUGACCUAUGGACUAAAAACCAUGUCGAAGGUAUUGAGAUAUGUAUAAAUAAAUUGUCUUUCUUGCCGAUUUCGUUUGGAUAUUAGUUAAUGAAUCGAGUUCAUUAUUAUA